AUGACCGCAGCGCCCCAAGGGCUAGAUCUCAGUUUUUUAAACGAGGAGGAAGCCAGGGCGAUUUUUCAUGUGCUGCAAAGGGACUCGGAGCUCCGGCGGGCUGAGAAGGACAGAAUCAGUAAACUUCGGAAGAGAAAGAAGUCUGAAACAGGACUGCCAGGAGUGACUGGAGAAUGGUUUGAAGAAAUAAAAAGAAAUAAAUUUCAGAAUUACACAGAUGUCAAUAGAAUGCUAAAACUACCAUUAGAGCAUCAGCUAAAGAAGAGCAAAACCAUAAAUCAUAAAGAAUUAAAAAUGUCAUCCCGCACAAAUCCUCAAGCACAAAAGAACACUUCAGCUUCCUUUCUGGGGUUCAGAUCACCUUUUGCUUGGCUUUUCUCCUUUAGAAAAUCAAGGAAAAGCCAGACUCAGAAGCAACCACGAUAUGACAUCACUGCUAUCCCAUCUCCGAAAGCGGAAGAAAUGGCAAAGACUGAAAUGUGUAAUUCCCCAAUGUCAGCUGAAACAAGUGGUCAUUCUUUUGAUGCAAACCAAAAUGAAAUGAUGGAGAAAAGUACACAGGAAUGGAAUGAACAGUUAGAGAAGGAGUUUUUCAGUGUUCUGAAUGAUCUGGAUGACCAGCUGGCCCAGGAACAAGCCCAAGAUCCAUUGGACAGGACAGUUUCUACUAACAGUGCAUCAAAUGGCCAAUACAUUAGUGCAUUCCCUACUUCCAAAAGGCAGACUGCUAGUAGGGUGCAACAGAGAAAUGACUGGAGCGACAAGCCUAACACAUUUUUCCCAGAAGGACUGAGAACAAUAAGAGCCAAAGAUGAACAUAAGAUUUUCAUCAGACCAAGGAGAUUGCGCAGUGCAUAUAUAAACUGGCACCAGACAGCCUUCCCAGAAGACUGCAGAUACGGUGAUCCAGUCGAUGGAAAUCCUUAUCUGCUAAGCCGCAGACUGUCUUCUGUUUCUUUUGGACGGUCUUCAGAAGGUAGCUUAUAUCCUCCUUCUGUAGCACAGAAUAGUGGAUUUAGGCACAAGAGUUGUAUGAACAGAGAUAGAGCAGGCAGAAGUUACUCUGUGUCUUCCCUUCGGAGACGUCCAUCAUCAGGAUCUUCUGAGCAGCUGUCAGCAUCUCGUUUACAUCAUCCAUUGGCAGGGGAAAGCAACAAUGGUUUUGUACCAAGGUUUGGUCGACAGAACCCAAAGAGAAUUCCUCUGUCUUCUAUUGUAUGGAACAACACACCAGACCCUCCUGGACAAACAUCAGCUCAAGAAAAAAUGUUUAGAACUCAAUCGUUGAUGGAAUUUCAUGGUGCUGACCAUGGCAGAUGUCCUAGCUCUUUGCAAGAAACCAAGAAAUAUGCGUGUUACCACUCAAAGCACCACUACAGAAGAUCUAUUUCAAGCAGCGGUUGCUUUAGUAGGAUUAGUUGCCCUGACAAAGCUACUUCUCCACUGCCCUUUGAUAAUUGGGAAAAUUAUCCAUUAUACAAAUCAGAAAAUAAUCUCUCUAGAUCCUACUAUAGAGAUAUUUCCUCUCAUGGCAAGUUGUAUGCGAACCAAAAAAAAUCUUCUUAUGGAAGAAAAGACAGCUAUCCUUCUUGGACUGAUAUUCCACAGUACUACAGUGAUGAAGCAUUUAUUUCCCCUGAUGACAGCUUUGAAGUGAUUAUGGCUAAUUUAAAUGACCAACAGUGGGCACAUACAAAGAAUGCCAAGUUUGGUUCACAGUGCCUGCAGAACGAUUUUAAUGUAUAUUCUCCAGAAAAUACAAAGAUUAGAAGGAUGACAGGGAGUGGAGAUAGAACAUUUUCGGAAUUCUCUGAAAGCUGUCAGCCUUGGCAGAGCUGUAACUCUUCAGUUUCUUCAUCUAGUAUCAGAAGUGAUGAGUCAGUCUUUCCUGGUUUGAAGGACCAAAUGAAACCUAUAGGACUAAACAGGAAUUCAGUCAUUGUUACCCAAAGAGAUACUAAGGCAGACUUUACACGACUAGAAAAGGUUGAAGGUACAGAACUGCUGGAUGAGGGAAUGCUGUUACAGCCAGCUUCUCAACAAGCAGAUACAAACUACAGCAUGGGUAGUUUUCCCUCUCACAGCCCUGCUUCUGCCAUGUUGCAAAGCGAUGCAUGUCUCUUUAACACAAUGAGGUCAAAGAGACAAACCCAAGUCACUAACAGAGGAGAAACUGCAAAAAUGUAUACUCCAAAUGGUGAUAGAAGGAACAUACAAAUGAAGGAAAACAAUUUCCCACCUCACAGUCAGCCUCCCUGUAUAUUGCCAGCUGAUAAGAGCAGGAAAGAACCUUUUCUUCCAAGUCAGAAAGGAUGGGAACAUAAUCUGUGUUAUGCAGCAAAACCAGACAAAAUCAAACAGGAUAAUUUGACUGCAGAAGCCAUUAACCAAGCUAUUCCAAAGAGAAAAUCCUCACUGCUCAAUGUCACUUCUGCUCCAUCCACUGAAAAAUUGGCAAGCUGUCAAGGCAUGUUGUCCUGUCCUCCUGAAUGUUCAUCAAGCUCCUCAUAUAGCUCUCUACAAGCACUUUCUCAUAAGGACAAUUCUGAAUAUGGAAAAACAGCUCAAGUGAGCAUAAUAGGUGUUAACAGAGAGAUUUCAGAGAGAACACCGCAAAAUACAAGCACUUUAGUUAGUAAAGACUGUAAUGGACAAUUCACUACUAGUUCUCAAAAUGGAAAUUCUGGAAAUAUUUAUACGCGUAUCUUUGAUGGAGACCCCAAGACCUCUGAACAUAGUUUAAGUUAUUUUUGCCUUGAAAAAGAAAGUGGAAAACUGAGGAGUAAUUCACCUUGCGUUGAAAGGUUUCACAAGCAAGACGGCCCACUAAGACAUAUGAGUAGCUGCAGCAUUACUGGCUCCCCCAGUAGAAAAAGCCUCAAAUCUCCUGACUCACUUGUUAUUUACUAUACUUUGCCUAGAAAAUCCGCUAGCAUUUCUGGUAGUAUUAUGUCAGAUACACCCAUCUCUUUACCUAGAGAAAUGAGAGCAACACAUGAUUGUUUAAGGUCUGAAACGCCACAUAGAGCUGAUGCCUUUUGUUCUCAUCAAAGAGAUGUGUCUUAUUUAGACUCAAAACAUCCUUUUUUAAAAGCAACAUCCUUAAAUGCUGCUGCAGGUAACAAAGGAAAAGAUUACCCCAGUUCUUUUAACAAAAGUCCUAAUGAUUCAGUAAGUAGUAGUACAUCAGUUGAACUGGCAGAUAGAUGCAAACAUCUAAGCAGAAGAGAAUCCUCUGUGUUUUCAGACUGUAAGGAAAGGGGAAAUUUUUUGCAGAAAUACAAAACUACAAGCACAUUUACAGUUUGUGUUGAUGAAGAUAAUGUCAAGUAUCAUGAACUAGUUUCAAUUUAUUACACAUUACCACGGAGACAUUCUAGAACAUUUUGCAGCCUCUUCAGAGAUAAUGCAGAGGAUGCAAAUUUACCUGAUCCCAGAGAAAAUGCUGAGUCCCGAAGAAUACAAAACAAGAAAAAUGAAGGUCAUGUGAGUUUAGGAAAUAUUUUUUUCCCCAGUACUUUGGAAAAAGAGGUGCCUUCAUAUUCUUCUGACCAAGUCUCUUCAGCUCUGGUCACACCUCAGAACACAGGAACUGCUGUUGGUAGUAACAAAGAGAAUUCCCACUUACCUCCUAGCUCUGAGAAGAUAGGGACUUUAAAGUCAGUGAGUAUGGUACAUAAUAGGAAAGACAGUUCAGCAGAUUUUUCAUUAGCAGAAAAUGUGCUUUCUGAUACGGUGACAGAAGAAAUUCCUUUUGGUGGUCCACAAUCCAGUACAGUAGUGGCUAAGUCAGGUAAGGCCAUUUCUGAUGCUUCAAGCAUCAGCCAAGCUUCAAGCCAAAAUACAGAAAUGUGUCUAAAAGAAAAGAAGGAAAUUUUACAAACAGUCCCACCUAUAAUGUCCACUUUGCCAAUCCCUUCCAAGCCAGGCAGAUGUUUAGAGAAACCUUUAUAUUCAACAAAUAAAAAUAUUAUAUGGAAGGGAAACUCUGAAAACAGCUGUCAGCCUCCUAAAGUGAACACCAAUAAAAAUCAGAACAGUUUAGUCCUCCACCCAGGAGAGAAGAGUUCCCUUGGAAGGAAUGGGAACACAGAGCAUGCUGAUGUGCCACGUCCUCCUGUGGGAGACAUGUGCAGGGAUAGUACUGCAUCCAAACAGGGGGUAAAUUUCCUACACCAAACCACCCCUCUGUAUAAUAAUAAAUGUAGCAGACUGCAAUUAAGGGGUGACAGUUCAAGAAAAAAUGCAAACUAUUUAAACUGCUGUAGCAAAAUGCUUUCAGAGUCUCAGAACAAAGCAUCUGAGGUAAUUACGGCUUCCUGUGCUGAUCCAUUACUUCAGCUAGGCAGAGUGGUUAGCACAGAUACAGAUGAAUUAAAGAAUUCAAAAAACAGAAGAGAGCAAAACUUGCAGAGUACUCAUAUAGGUAAAGAUUAUAGUGGUUUGCAGGAAUCAGAGAGGUACACUGAAGGCAACUUGAACAUUAACUGUAAAGAUAAAAUCCUCAGGACUACAACAGAUCAGAGAGUAACACAGAGUGCAGAAGAUGAUAAUAAGCUUAUCUCAGACUGCACAAGAGACAAAGUCAAAGAUAUAGAAAAAAGGAAGAACAGACCUUCAAUUAAAAAUAAACUGGCAGCUGUUUACAAAACAAGUCGAAAAUUUUCAAGUAAAAAUUUACCCCCCAAACCACACAUAAGUAACAUUUUUUCACAGAAUGAUGGAAGUGCCACUUUAGAGGUCAACAUGUCCCUUGACUCAUUAAUUUCAACAGAUGCUCAUCAGCCACUCCUGCAGUUGGACAAUGAAAAUCAGAACCACAGUCUGGACCCUGAUAAGAAUAUACCAAGACCAAGAACAGCUGAGAAUAAGAAGACUGAAAAUCAGAAUGAUCCUUCUUUGCUUGUUAAUAACACCAACUGGAGGUCUCUUACAAGUUCAUAUGCUCAGAAGGAAACCAUAGGUCCCAAAAAACCUAUAGCAAAAGUGGAAAAUAGGCCAAGUCUUACAACCCUAUUUUCAGAUAAAGUGGUAAAAACAAGAAAUAAGAAUUCUGAAACACGUGAUCUCAGGUUAGAAAGCAAAAGCCAGCCCAUCUUUCCCAGUGCUACUACAUCAGACCCACUGGAUGAUGAUAUAAGAAGAGCUAGCAGCCAUGCAUGCAGUCCUCCCUUGCCACUUUUAACAGACAAAAAUUCAAACAUGUAUGUAAAUAACUGCUUGCAGGCAGGUGUGGGUCCAGUGCAAAACUUGACUUCCCAGACAAUGUUUGAUCAGUGUCAAAAUACCUCUCAACCUACUAGCUUAAAAAACGCUAACGUGCACAGCUGUCAGCUGCGCAGGAGUCAUGCCAAAAGUCAGCGUGAGCGUCACCUUUCUGAGGGUGUGUGUCCUCCAGAUUCCAAUGAGACCUUUGCCUCAGGAAGCAAUAUUCUACCCAAAGAUGGUGUACAUGGGAAGAGAUACAAAUCUUACUCAGAGCUGUUGUCUUGUGAUGAAAAUGAAAAUUGGGCAUCAGAUGAUGAAAAAUGUUACAGCAGUAGAAAUUUGAUGUAUCCUUCUGUUGAAUUUGGUAUAUUUGGCAAAGAGCAACAGUUAGCUUUCCUGGAAAAUAUCAAGAGGUCACUCACAGAAGGGAGAUUAUGGAGACCUUGUCUUCUUAAUAACCCUGGUGCUCUCAAAGAUGGAGAGCCCCCAUCUAUAAACAGGGCUGAGCUUUUGAGCUCAAGUUCCACUGGGAGCAAAAUGUCAUCAGCUGCUUCGUCCCCCCGAGAGCUGACUGAUACCUAUCAGGAAUACCCAGCAGCUUAUUCAGACUCAGACAGUGAUACCACCACUGAUGAUGAAUACUACCUGGAUGAGAUAGAUAAAGAAUCGGAGCUAUGA
Indicator indicator is the source of this 5886-nucleotide messenger RNA. RefSeq names its product exophilin 5 (gene EXPH5). Bases 1 to 5886 code for a protein of 1961 amino acids. Gene Ontology annotation, molecular function: small GTPase binding. The transcript has 7 exons. The record is from RefSeq and is a predicted model, not a curated record. Gene Ontology annotation, biological process: multivesicular body sorting pathway; positive regulation of protein secretion; positive regulation of exocytosis. Lineage: Eukaryota; Metazoa; Chordata; Aves; Piciformes; Indicatoridae. Gene Ontology annotation, cellular component: endosome.